UAUGAUCGCUAUGAUUGUACCUUUGGCCUUUUCUGCAAGCUGCUUAGUAGUAGAUAACAGAGUGGUCUUAGUUAGAGAUUGGCCACACAUUCAUUAAUUAGUACCAAAACCUUAGAGUGGAACACAGGCAAAAGACGAGAAGGAUGCAGCAGCGUCUCGACUUGCUUGUUUUGGUGGCACUGCACUUUGCCGUUGUAGUGUUUGGUGCCGGUGGCGGUGAUGAUGAUUUUAGCAGAAACGACUUCCCUGCUUCUUUCGUUUUCGGUUCCGGUUCUUCUGCUUAUCAAGUAGAAGGGGCAGCAUUUGAAGAUGGACGGAAGCCUAGCAUUUGGGAUACCUUUUCUCAUGCUGGUGCAUACAAUGGAGCCAAUGGGGAUGUAGCUUGUGAUGCAUACCACAAAUACAAGGAAGAUGUACAACUCAUGGUUGACACUGGAUUAGAAGCCUACAGGUUUUCCAUUUCGUGGUCGAGACUUAUUCCUAAUGGAAGGGGACCUGUCAAUCCAAAGGGGUUACAGUAUUACAAUAAUCUCAUCAAUGAACUUGUCAGUCAUGGAAUUCAACCACAUGUUACACUAUGUCACGAUGAUCUGCCACAAGUACUUGAAGAUGAAUACGGUGGAUGGCUAAGUCAAAAAAUAAUCAAUGACUUCAUUGCAUAUGCGGAUAUUUGCUUCAAGGAAUUUGGUGAUAGGGUUUUGCAUUGGACAACUGUGAAUGAGGCCAAUGUAUUCGCUUUGGGUGGUUAUGAUUUGGGAUUUACACCCCCAGGGCGCUGUUCCCCACAUGUUGGAAUUGGACCUUGCUCUAGAGGCAACUCUUCAACCGAGCCAUACAUAGUAGCUCACAAUAUGCUGCUUACUCAUUCAUCUGUUUUCAGAUUGUACAAGAGAAAGUACAAGUCAACACAGCAUGGUUUUGUGGGAUUAAAUAUCUUUGCAUAUCGGUUUAUUCCUCAUACAAAUGCAACGGCAGAUGAAGUUGCAACUCUGCGAGCUUAUGCUUUCUACCUGGGUUGGUUUAUCAGUCCCUUGAUAUUUGGAGACUAUCCUGUCACAAUGAAGGGUAGGGUCGGCUCGAGAAUGCCCACCUUCACCAGACAAGAAUCUGAGCAAGUUAAGGGUGCUAUAGACUUCAUAAGCCUCAACCAUUAUACUACAUUGCCUGUUAAAGACCGGCCGAGUGCCUUUGAAAGAGAUUAUAGGGACUUCAAUACCGAUGCAGAAGCACAAUUAAUAUUUGAGCAAGCUGGUGUUACACCCAAAGGCGAGUAUCCAUGGACACAACCGGGUCUCUAAGCAGUAUUGGAGUACUUCAAGAAAACUUAUGGCAACCUACCAAUUUACAUUCAUGAAAAUGGUCAGACGACGCCACGAAACGCGACACUAAAUGAUACGGGUAGAGUAGAAUAUCUGCAUGCUUAUAUCAGGAAUUUGCUUGAUGCUAUGAGGAAUGGAUCAAAUGUCAGAGGCUACUUCUCAUGGUCAUUCUUGGAUGGUUUGGAGUUAUUGGAUGGAUAUGAAUCGGCAUAUGGCCUAUACUACGUGGAUUUGGACGACAAAAAUUUAACAAGAUAUCCAAAGCUUUCUCAACAAUGGUACUCCAAUUUCUUAAAGGGAAAAAGUCGCAAAUCUAAUGUGAAUCUUGAAAUUGGGAAGGAAGUAAUCUCAUUCUUCAGAGUCUGAAUUUUCUUCAUAAUUAUAUCGUGGUUGUAUGUCAACCUAACUAUGGGAUUCCUAGUUAUUAUUUCUGCCAGUCCUUGCAUACAAUAAUACAUCAGCUGACUUUUCCUUCUAAAGUGGUUGCUUACUUUGGUGA
Molecule: messenger RNA, 1818 nt
Organism: Nicotiana tabacum (common tobacco)
Lineage: Eukaryota; Viridiplantae; Streptophyta; Magnoliopsida; Solanales; Solanaceae
Source: RefSeq, a predicted model, not a curated record